UGCGACUCUUGGCCAGAGGGAAAGGGCGGGGGAGGCGGGAAGCGGUCGAGCUUUCUGAUUGGCUGACGGGUCCGCAGCCGUUGGGGCGUGAAAAAGCUGUGAAGUGCGCGAGGCUGUGGUGGGAAUUGGGUUUUCCUCAGACUUGAGGCGAGGACAAGCGCAUUGGAAGCGGACGAGGAACCCAGGGUGUGGCGGAAGACUGGGGAGAAUCUAGGGAGGCCGGUUUAUACUUUCAGUGAACCGUCCAGGUGCCCCAAGAGGCUGGUGAAUAUGGACGGACCUAUGAGGCCGAGGUUGGCCUCCCUCAGUGACUUUCAGUUUGGAGUUGUUGCCACAGAGACGAUCGAAGACGCUCUGCUUCACUUGGCCCAGCAGAAUGAGCGAGCAGUGCAGGAGGCUGCGGGUCGGACGGGCGGCUUCAGGGAGACCCGGAUCGUGGAGUUUGUUUUUCUCCUGUCUGAACAAUGGUGUCUGGAGAAAUCUGUGAGCUACCUGGCUGUAGAAAUCCUAGAAAGGUUUAUGGUUAAACAGGUAGAGAACAUCUGCAGGCAAGCCACAGUUCAGCGGAGAGAUAACGAGAAGACAGAGUCUCAUAACUGGAGGGCUCUGAAAGAGAAGAUUUUCAACAAGUUUAUUCUCCGUCUUGUGUCGUGUGUUCAGCUGGCCAGUAAACUUUCCUUCCACUACAAAAUAAUCAGCAACAUUACAGUCUUGAAUUUCCUCCAGGCUCUAGGGUAUCUGUACACUAAAGAAGAACUGCUGGAGUCAGAGCUUGAUGUUUUGAAGUCUCUAAACUUCCAAAUCAAUCUGCCCACUCCCCUGGCAUAUGUGGAGAUGCUCCUAGAGGUUUUAGGAUACAAUGGCUGUUUGGUUCCAGUUACACAGCUGCAUGCAACCUGCCUGACCUUGCUUGACCUGGUCUAUCUUCUGCAUGAACCCAUAUACGACAGCCUGCUGAGGACUUCAAUUGAGAACUCUACACCGAGUCAGCUGCAAGGGGAAAAGUUCAUUUCAGUAAAGGAAGACUUCAUGCUGUUGGCAGUAGGAAUCAUUGCAGCAAGUGCUUUCAUCCAAAACCAUGAGUGUUGGAGCCAGGUCAUGGGACAUUUACAGAGCAUCACUGGCAUUGCCUUGGCGAGCAUUGCUGAGUUCUCUUACGCAAUCCUGACUCACAGCGUGGGAGCCAACACUCCGAGGCGACAGCAGCCUGUUCCUCCCCACCUGGCAGCCAGAGCUCGGAGGGCUGCUGCUUCCUCUAACACAUGAGGCAGACUGAAUCCACCAAAUAUAAACAGCCCUCUGUCACUGCA
Molecule: messenger RNA, 1310 nt
Organism: Microcebus murinus (gray mouse lemur)
Lineage: Eukaryota; Metazoa; Chordata; Mammalia; Primates; Cheirogaleidae
Gene: CNTD1
Product: cyclin N-terminal domain containing 1
Biological process (GO): reciprocal meiotic recombination
Cellular component (GO): site of double-strand break
Source: RefSeq, a predicted model, not a curated record